GAAGUGCAGGAUGAGUGCUGGAUGUGUAAACAAUCGGCUCUGGUGGCGAGUCGGCCGGGUGGGAAACAAGAUCCACGUACAGAGACAUAAGUCUAAAACCCUAUAAAAGAAGAAAGAAGGCCGGGCUGGAGGACCAUUACAAUAGCAAGAUAAUAGUUAUCACUUAGGCCAUUGUCAUUAACGAGAAUGCAGUCUCUUACAAUGCGCUGCUUGUCAGUACUCCACAGAGCAGUACCUGGAUGCAGCAUUUCAAGUGUUAUAUCUCCAUUUAUGAGGCCUCUUCAUAUGAUGCCUAUAAUUUCAAGAGAAGUUAUAAGAAAACCAAUGCUACAGCCUGCUCCAACAUUGGUAGUACAAUCAUGCGGAAUGAAGCAGAAAGGGAAACUAAGUUUGAGGUGUGAUGAUUGUUAUUAUGUUAUGAGGAAGGGGCGACUUUAUGUGAUGUGCAAGACUAAGCCAAGACACAAGCAGAUGGCAAUGCAGAAAAAGGAAAAGAAUACUUGGAUUUUGACACAUGCAACACAGUCACCAAACAGACCCUGGUAGAUGUAUAUAGCAAGGAUGACACACCCUGUAUGUAAAAUAGUGUUAUGUGAUUUUAUGUGAAUAAUAAUGAAGUUUGAAAAUUU
This is a messenger RNA of Penaeus chinensis, 629 nucleotides long. It is a transcript of the gene mRpL36, whose product is annotated as 39S ribosomal protein L36, mitochondrial-like. Gene Ontology annotation, biological process: translation; ribosome biogenesis. Gene Ontology annotation, cellular component: ribosome; mitochondrial large ribosomal subunit. The record is from RefSeq and is a predicted model, not a curated record. The coding region runs from base 187 to 546 and encodes 119 amino acids. Gene Ontology annotation, molecular function: structural constituent of ribosome. NCBI's taxonomy places the organism in Eukaryota, Metazoa, Arthropoda, Malacostraca, Decapoda, Penaeidae. The transcript is spliced from 3 exons.